UGAAGAAACAUCAGGGCCAAUAGUCAUUACAUCCAAUCCCACUACUUUAACAACAACUACAAUUGCACCCACAACAACGACACUUACCACAGGUGGAACUACAGGAAUUGAAGAAACCACAUCUGAGACAAUUCCAUCUACAUCCACAAAGCCACCUAAAGAAGUCACCUCCGGUCCAACAACCACUUCCACCACUGUAAUUGUUGAAACCUCUACUUCAACAUCACAGCCCACAGCAACAGGUGAAGAAACAUCAGGGCCAGUUGUCAUAACAUCCAAUCCAACUACUUUAACAACAACUACAACUACACCUACAACAGGUGGAACUACAACAGCUGAAGAAACCACAUCAGAGACUUUUCUAUCUACUUCCACAAAGCCACCUAAAGAAGUCACCACAGGCCCAAUUACAUAUUCUACAGCUGCUAUAAUUCAAACUUCAACAUCACAGCCUUCAAGUACAGAAACAACAGAGCCAGUUGUCAUCACAGGCCCAUUAGAAACAACAAGAACUCCUUCAACAUCGCCACAAGUGAUUAUUACACCAACAUCACAAGCAGUCACCACCAGCCAGUGCAUUUGCAAUGUUAAUGGGACACAAUAUCUACCAGGGAACCUAGUGUAUAAUGUGACUGAUGGUUCAGGCUGGUGCUUCACCGCUUACUGCAAAGCAACGUGUCAAGUUGAAGUGGAAUCAAAUCCAUGUCCUUCCUCUACACCACCCACUGUAUCAACCACAACGUCAGAAGAGACCACGACCACACCACCAACAUCUCAAUCCUCCCCAGACUGCACUAGCGUUCAGCCACCAAGAAAGAAUGGAGAAUCUUGGCAGCUGAAUAGCUGUACCACAGCAAUUUGCCAGGACAGCAUUGUUGUCCAUCUACCAGUAAAAUGCAAGCCAGUGGAGCCACUACAGUGUGUGAAUGGCCGUCCACCUGUCAAGGUCUAUGAUUCAACUGGAUGCUGCUUUACAUAUGAAUGUGAAUGUGUAUGCAGUGGAUGGGGUGGAUCUCACUACAUGACAUUUGAUGGACUAUAUUACAAUUUCAAGGAGAACUGCUCCUACACCUUAGUGAAAGAAAUCAACUUCAAAUACAACCUUACCAUUAUUGUUGAUAACCACUACUGUGGAAACGCUGACAGUGGAUUCUGUCCUCAGUCCCUUAUCAUUCACUACAAUUCCUAUGAAGUGAUUCUAACCCAGCAGAGAUCUGGUGAAACAACAGAAAACGUGGUAUAUGUCAACAGUAAACGAAUCUACCCAGCUUACAGAAUGGGUGACAUUGCUCUAACAAGUACUGGUGUGGAGGUCGUACUGGAGAUCCCUGAUCUUAAGGUUCAGGUGUCUUACAAGGGGUCAUCAUUUAGCAUCAACCUUCCUUACUCCCUCUUCCAAAGCAGCACAGAGGGCCAGUGUGGUACCUGUGAUAAUUCCCAGAAGAAUGACUGCCAGUCACCUAAUGGUCAGAUUGAGAGCUGCUCAGUCACAGCUAGCCAGUGGCUAAUUCCAAACCAGGACUGUCCAACUCCUCCAACAGCACCACCCACAAGCACAUCCCCUACCCCCUGCAAGACAGCUAUUUGUGAAAUCAUGAACAGCAAGGUCUUUGAGGAAUGCCAUAAAGCGGUUUCUCCUGAUGCCUUCGUUCAGGCCUGUAGAUCAGAUGUCUGCUACAAUGCUAAUUCUAGCUGCUCUAGUCUGGAGGCGUAUGCAUCUGAAUGUGCAAAGAAAGGGAUCUGCAUUGAAUGGAGGAAGUCCACCGAUGGAGAAUGUGAGCAUACAUGCCCAGCCACUAAGGUGUACAUGCCAUGUGGUCCAGCAGUUGAACCAACAUGUAAUACCAGAUAUAAUGAGAAGUAUUUGAACAACCAAACCCAAAUGACCAAUAAGACGAAGGAGGGUUGCUUCUGUCCAUCUAAAACCGUCUUGUUCAGCACCUACUCUGAUACUUGUGUGGUCUCCUGUGGCUGCACCGGACCUGAUGGCAACCCCCAAAUGCCUGGUGAUACAUGGGAAAGUGGUUGCCAGCAGUGCACCUGUGACAUGGACUCCAUGAUUGUCCAGUGCCAGCCUAUCACUUGCCCCACACCAGCCAUACCCAUCUGCAAUGAGACUGGUUACAGACUGGUGAACAAGACAGAAGGCUGCUGCCAGAAAUAUACAUGUGAGUGCGAUGCACUGCUUUGCCCCAAAGUCAUGAUGGACUGCCAGCCAGGGUGGGAGACAAUUAUAAGCACGUCCAACUCAAGCUGCUGUCCAGAGUAUACCUGUGUUCCUAAGGGUGUAUGUGUCUACAAUAACAUUGAGUACCAGCCUGGUGCUGAAGUUCCUAAAGGAACAUGUGACAAUUGUAUCUGCAGCUCGACCAUGGAUCCUAGCACCAAGCUCAACAACAUUGUGUGCACAAAUAUCUCAUGCGACACUACAUGUUCACAGGGCUUCCAGUAUCAGGCCAUACCUGGCCAGUGUUGUGGGAACUGUGUCCAGACAAGCUGUGUGGUUAAUAUGCCAGAUAAGACCAAACAAACUAUUCAGGUGAACGAAACAUGGUCACCACCUGGUGACAAAUGUGUGAUGUACACGUGUGACAAAACUGAUGACCAAUAUAUACCAGUGGAGGUGAAGACUGUGUGCCCUGCAUUCAGCCCAGAGAUCUGUGUUCCAGGAACAGAAAAGACAGAUGCAAAUGGAUGUUGCAAGACCUGCACAGAACGCAGGAAUGUCUGUGAGAUGAAGUACACCACCACUAGCAUUGUCAUCAGUGGCUGUGCGACCGCAGAGCCUGUGGAGAUCAAUUCCUGCUCAGGAAACUGUGGAACCUCUUCCAUGUACUCAGCAGAGGCGAACACCAUGAUGCACUACUGCUCCUGCUGCCAAGAGGCGACCACUAGCCAGAAAGAGGUGGAGCUGAUGUGCCCUGAUGGGUCAAAGGUCAAGCACUCCUACAUCCACGUUGAGUCGUGCGGAUGUCAUGUCACAGACUGUGAUGCAGGCACGACCGCCGCCCCGGGGACGACGAGAAAGCGCAGGAGGCUCUAAACGUCUAGGAAGACAACAUGCACACUGAUAUAGUAAUUAUCCUCAUGACAUUGAAUGUUUUAGUCCAAAUUUGUUUUCUUGUUACUUUUUAAUUCAAUCUGUCUUGUCAGUGUAUUUCUACAAUCGGCAACACUUACUAUUAUGUUCUUAUACCUUCAUUGUAGAAUGAAUGUAUUUUCUAUGAUAAAUGUAGUAGAUAAUC
Messenger RNA from Salvelinus fontinalis (brook trout), 3245 nucleotides. RefSeq names its product intestinal mucin-like protein. Gene Ontology annotation, cellular component: extracellular matrix. The record is from RefSeq and is a predicted model, not a curated record. Gene Ontology annotation, molecular function: protein binding. NCBI's taxonomy places the organism in Eukaryota, Metazoa, Chordata, Actinopteri, Salmoniformes, Salmonidae.